Vicia faba (fava bean) is the source of this 390-nucleotide messenger RNA. The record is from the annotation of a GenBank genome assembly. NCBI's taxonomy places the organism in Eukaryota, Viridiplantae, Streptophyta, Magnoliopsida, Fabales, Fabaceae.
AUGUCUCUUGCAACCGUUUCAUGCCAUGUGUGGUCACUCGUUAAGAAACCUCUUCAUUAUCGAUGUGGAUUUGACAUUAUUUUUCCUUGGCAUGUGGAAACUAAUGAAACAGGAGCACAAAUCACAUUUAAAGGAUACUGCAAAGGUUUGGUUAUUAAGGAAUGGGGCUUGUGUGUCAUGACCAAUGAAGACGCAGAAGGCGAAGAAUGGAGACCAAGAAUUGAUCUUGAUUUACAGGUUCUGGAAGUAAAAGAAAACAACAAUGGCAAUGUGUUUGAGCCUAAAAUUCAACUUCCUUACAAUUGGUUAGUUUCUAACAAAGAUGAAGUCGAGACCGUUGAAGCUAAGGGGAAAGAAACUUAUCUCUUUAAUAUUGGCCUUUACCUUUAG